GCUUUGUAUAAAGGGGUCAUAUCUCAAUCCUCCUCUCACCUUGUGGUUCUUGUCUACAUUAUCUUACGAACUCUCUCUCUCUCUAUCUGUGUCUUCAAAUUCUACGGUUUCUUUCGAAUUAGCUCCUUCGGUUUUACAUUAAUUACGCAAAUGUCCGGAAUUUUAGUUAAUUUCGCCGGUAACCCCCUCCGCUUCUCCCAGGGAACCAGCCUUACUCAGCCGAAGCCAACCAGAUCACACCGCGGAAACGCGCGGUUUCCCAGCUCGUUCAAAGCUUCGUCGCAGACUCUCAACGCAGAGCCAGCCGUAACAGAAACCGCUCGCCGGCGAGCGUGGUCGAGCCUCUACGAGCUCCUGAGAGUCGACGAGACGGCGUCCUUGCCGGAGAUCAAGACGGCGUACCGGAGCCUGGCGAAGGUUUACCAUCCCGACGCCGCGUCGGUGGAAUCGGCGGACGGAAGAGAUUUCAUGGAGAUCCACAGAGCUUACGCGACGCUUGCGGAUCCGACGACGAGAGCGAUCUACGAUUCGACGCUGGGAGCGCGAAGGAGGCGUGUGCACGCUGGAGCUAUGGGCCGGACGGGUCGGGCGUAUGCGACGACCCGGAGAUGGGAGACGGAUCAGUGUUGGUGAUUUAGGUUUUCAUGUGAUGAUUUUGCAACAUCUUUUUUUUUUACUUCAUUUUCCCCUUUUUUUUUUGUUUUCCAUUGUCGUGUAUAUUGGAAAAUUAAGGGGAAAGAUAAGUUUUAUCAGUCCAUUAGCUUUAACUUUGUUUAACAUAAAUUAUGAAUAUAGAGAUGUAUAUUAUUUUUGUUUUCUC
Raphanus sativus (radish) is the source of this 820-nucleotide messenger RNA. Its product is annotated as chaperone protein dnaJ 11, chloroplastic. The coding region runs from base 151 to 633 and encodes 160 amino acids. The transcript has a single exon. The record is from RefSeq and is a predicted model, not a curated record. NCBI's taxonomy places the organism in Eukaryota, Viridiplantae, Streptophyta, Magnoliopsida, Brassicales, Brassicaceae.